AUGAUGAUUCAGACUUCAACAUCUAGUUUACUCCAUGAUCCCUUGCAUAUACCUGCAGAAACAACAAUUAAUAACGAGUCCGGAGAGAAAGACACGUGUCAAUCACAAAGCAAAGGCAAAGAAGCAGUCUUGCAUGAUCAAGAUCAUGGCUCGAGUGGUCGUGGUGGUGGUGCAGCUAAGAAACAAGACCAUAACGCUAAGGAGCGUCUAAGGAGGAUGAGACUUCAUGCCUCUUACCUCACUCUCGGCACUCUUCUCCCUGAUCCUUCUUCUUCUUCCAAGAAGAAAUGGUGUGCACCGUCUAUAAUGGAUAGAGUGGUCACUUACAUUCCAAAUCUACAUAAAGAAGUUGAAGAGCUAACACUUAGAAAGAACCAGCUUGUAGAAGCGAUCGAGAGGAAAAGGGCCUUGGAUUUAGAGCCACAAGCUCCUCACAUUCGAGCAAUCUCGGUUCUCGAAUUGGGAGGAUCAGGUGAUGAGGUUGUUGUGCAGAUAUGCAUGACAAAGGAAAAAGAAGACGAGUUCUCGAAUUUGCUUCAUGUAAUAGAGAUGCAAGGUUUUAGUAAUUUAAGUGCUUCUACUUCUCAAGUGUGCCGGGAUCAAAGGGUGGUUUGCUACAACUUCCAUGUUAAGAUGGAGGAGAAGCAGUGUGGAGGUGAUUACAUCGCAGUGUUGAAGAACAACAUCAUUUCUUCGCUCUCGUGA
Messenger RNA from Arabis nemorensis, 705 nucleotides. NCBI's taxonomy places the organism in Eukaryota, Viridiplantae, Streptophyta, Magnoliopsida, Brassicales, Brassicaceae. The record is from the annotation of a GenBank genome assembly.